Molecule: messenger RNA, 276 nt
Organism: Auxenochlorella protothecoides
Lineage: Eukaryota; Viridiplantae; Chlorophyta; Trebouxiophyceae; Chlorellales; Chlorellaceae
Exons: 3
Coding region: 1-276 (91 amino acids)
Source: RefSeq, a predicted model, not a curated record
AUGGCGAUUUUGGCCUCCGUGAGCGAGGACACGGGGGAUUAUGUCGUGGUGGAGCAUGCCGACGCCGUCGCCGCCAUGAGUCACUUCAUCGCCGCCUACAUCGAGCUGCGCAAGGGGCGCGUCCGGCGGCUGCUGGACUGGGGCCGUACGAUCUACAGGGCGGUGGCGGUGUCGUACGGCGCCUUCUCAGCCUACACCAACCCCUGGCUGGCCAAGGCGGUGCUGACGGCGCUGCUCACCGCAGUGCGCAUGCUGGCAGGUCUCGUGGUCCUGUGA